This is a messenger RNA of Drosophila grimshawi, 1437 nucleotides long. RefSeq names its product lipase 1. Gene Ontology annotation, molecular function: hydrolase activity, acting on ester bonds. The record is from RefSeq and is a predicted model, not a curated record. The transcript is spliced from 7 exons. Gene Ontology annotation, biological process: lipid metabolic process. Lineage: Eukaryota; Metazoa; Arthropoda; Insecta; Diptera; Drosophilidae.
AGUGUAAAAACAAAGCCCAGUAGUCGGCUUGGUGAAAUGUGUGAAUUUGGCAGGUCGACGCGCUGCAUCAUCGGGGCCAUGGUCAUUGUCAUUAGCCUGACCGGUGCCCAGUCGGAGCAGCGUUACAAAUGGACGACGAUGGAUUGGCUACAACAUCUCAACUACAGCCACGAGGUGCACAAUGUAACCAGCGCUGAUGGCUAUCAACUGCAGUUGCAGCGACUGCCCCGGGUUGGGGCACGUCCCGUGCUGCUAGUGCAUGGUCUGCUGGGCUCCUCAUUGGGCUGGCUAUGCCUGGGGCCUAGCAAAAGUUUAGGCUUCUAGCUCCAUUUGCGCAACUACGAUGUGUGGCUUGCAAAUUUGCGCGGCUCGUCUCCCUAUGGCAGACAUCACCUCGAGCUGACUGAUGUCAUGCCGGAGUUUUGGCGCUAUAGUUUUCACGAGCAUGGCGCAUACGAUUUGGCCGCCAUAAUUGACCACAUUGUGGAGCUGACGAAACUGCGAGGCGCAGCACAUGCUGGGGCAGAUGCGGCGGCACAGUUGCAGCAAGCGCAUCAACUUCUGCUAAUUGGACAUUCGCAGGCGUUUAAUGCGUUUCUCGUACUCUGCGCACUGCAUCCACGUUUCAAUCAGCACAUUCAGCUCAUGCAAGCGUUGGCGCCACUGGCCCGGCUACACCGACAGGUGAGCUUCGAUGCCAAACUGGUGCGAGCCAUAAUGAAGUUUGUCAAGAAACGCCACAAGGCCAAACACUUUGAAAUGUUUCCACCUGGCGAGCUGCGUAAAAUGUGUAACAAAAAGCGCGAAAGCUGUGAAUAUUAUACCAAACAUUUAGCAGGCAGUGCUCAAAGCAAUAAAAAGUUACUUGAGAUCUUCAACUAUGAUUAUCUUCUGCAGGGAGGCUCCACGCGGGAGCUGCGCCAUCUGCAACAGAUUUGGAAAUCGGGUGAUUUCAUCUCGUACGACUAUGGACCCAUUGAGAAUAUGCAGAUAUAUCACAGCGUGGAGGCCAUCAACUAUAAUCUCAGUGGGAUCAGUGUGCCCAUCAUACUGUAUUUUGGGCAAACGGAUGCAAUUGCCACGCCCGAGGGCGUCCAUGCUAUCUAUGCCAAAAUGUUGAACUCCGUGCGCAGUGUGCGACGAAUUUCAUCAGCUAAAUUUAAUCAUUUUGAUUUUCUCAUAUCUGGCGAGGUCAAAACUCUUGUUAACGAUAAACUGAUCGAGCUAAUGGAAAAGUUUCUCGACGGCAAAUUACCCUACAUAAUUGAAUAAGUCUUUGAGUGGUGGUGCUAAGUAAUUGUCUGUCAUAAAAGGCGCCACUUGAAGCUCAUUAAAAGCGCGAGCCAAACGAAAUGUGUUUUAUUUUGUCACGGCAACCGGCCAAAUAGCCAAAUGGCAAUUAUGUAAUCGGUUGGCCGUUGUCCAAGACAUAAAAAA